Molecule: messenger RNA, 834 nt
Organism: Portunus trituberculatus (swimming crab)
Lineage: Eukaryota; Metazoa; Arthropoda; Malacostraca; Decapoda; Portunidae
Gene: purple
Product: 6-pyruvoyl tetrahydrobiopterin synthase-like
Exons: 5
Coding region: 117-566 (149 amino acids)
Biological process (GO): tetrahydrobiopterin biosynthetic process
Cellular component (GO): mitochondrion
Molecular function (GO): 6-pyruvoyltetrahydropterin synthase activity
Source: RefSeq, a predicted model, not a curated record
AAGACUGAAGACACUCAGAAACUCACUGCCUUCGGUAGGACGUCCACGUUGCUUCUGCGAGGACGAGGAGCGCAACAGUUGGUUGUCAUCUCUUGACAGUACAAACACUUACUAAUAUGUCGCCUGCAAAUGGAAAGAGACCUAUUGUAGAUGUGACCCGCUCUGAAAGCAUCAGCGCCAGCCACAGGUUACACAGCAAACUACUUGGAGAUGAGGAGAACAGCAGAAUCUUUGGGAAGUGCAAUAAUCCCAACGGCCAUGGUCACAAUUAUAAAGUGGAUGUGACUGUGCGAGGGCCGGUGGAUGAGGUGACAGGGAUGGUGAUGAAUGUGACAGACCUCAAGGUGAUCAUCCAGAAGGUGGUGAUGAACGUAUUUGACCACAAGAAUGUUGAUCUGGAUGUGCCAGUAUUCAGGGACACAAAUCUGGUGAGCACAGCAGAAAACAUUGCAGUGGUUAUUUACGACGACAUCCAGAAACUUCUUCCAGAGGGAGUUAAGCUUUACAGGAUUAGGCUCCACGAGACUGGCAAAAAUGUGGUGGAUUACUACGGCAUCCGGGAGUGAGAGGAAGGAUACUCGCAACAAUAUAUCACUUCAAGCCAUGAGAAAGCAUGUCUUCCUGAUUUGGGUCACAAGUCAACAAAGUAGAUGAAGCAGCUCACACCAUACUGCAAUUUAAAGUGGCAACAAAGACUGAUUUUUUUUAAAUUUUUGUGGGAAUUAUUAAAUAGAAACAGCAAGUCAGUGAUAAUUAAUGUGUUCUGAAAGAUCUUUCGUUUGAUAAGCAUAUAAGAAGUAUUUUCUGUAGAUUGAUAAAUUGCAAACUGAACAA